Guyanagaster necrorhizus is the source of this 954-nucleotide messenger RNA. RefSeq lists its product as uncharacterized. The transcript has 5 exons. Lineage: Eukaryota; Fungi; Basidiomycota; Agaricomycetes; Agaricales; Physalacriaceae. Bases 1 to 954 code for a protein of 317 amino acids. The record is from RefSeq and is a predicted model, not a curated record.
AUGGCGAACAAUGGUGAAAUUGUCCUUGUGCUGCUUGUCCUGGCUUCUAGGCAAGACACCGAGGCCCAGUCUUCUCAGCACAAAACACCGCUCAGAGGUUACUUCAUUCCAUUCGACGUCGUUAAAAAACAGGUACUCGAGGACGCGCCGGAACUACAAGCUCCUAUGGAUAAGGAGCUCACGAGGCUAUCGGUUGGGAUGCUUUGGGGAAGAAGCGGAAUGCCCAUCUCUUCAACGUCUACGAUUGGAUGUCGGCGCAGUCCGCGAAGAUUUGUACGUGUCUUCGAGAGUGUGCUGCGCAGCCCAGGCGCAUCUGUGAGGACGAUACUUGUCCAAUAUAGCUGGGAAGAAGAGGACGUAGGAAAAGUACAGGACUGCACGUGCAUACGAGAAGAUGGAACGACGGAAGCGUACGAUGCGGAAAUGUGGCUGGCGGCUGAGAUGAAGCGGUUUGAUGUGGAGAUCAGAUGGAGCACGGUGGCCGAUGUGGAUACGGGAAGAACGGGUGAAGUUAGAAAGGAAGCCACCAGAAGGUCGUUAUUCGCAGUGUUUGGCUUAGACUUGGACCAGUCCUUCUGGCCAUAUGCGCGACUGAAAAUCCAGUUCUCCCAUUCCAUCCGAAUAGAAUGGAGAGAGGUGGAAGAACGAAAAGUCCCAGAGAAACACAGAAUGAUACGUCCUCACAAACGAUGUGGAAAGGCGAUGCGCGCGGACUCUGCUGUACUAUCUUCUAGCAUCACCAACACCUAUAUCCAGUCCUCCGAGGUGCCAUCGUCUGACAGUUGUUCCCGCCUGGUCGCACCAUUUCCUGGGAGUUCCGGCGAGUUAGGCAUUGUGCCUUUUCUCGUCGAUGGCUGGAGACUAAGGAAGCUUUCCAAGCGGUAUAGCACAUUUUCGAUAGUCAAGGCGUUGGUCAUGGCCAUGACAUGGUGCCGCUACAAGGAGAGCAGCUGA